AGAUGACGAAGUAGUAUCCCCCGCAGGGUAAAGUACAAUCCACUAGGUACCAGCAAACAGCGGCAACAACAACAUCGAUCUUGCCUGUCUUGUGCUCGUUCCAAAGGCUAAUGUAAUGAAGUGGGUGGGAAGGAAUGCCGGGAGCUCAAUUAGCCAACCCACUUCCCAUGGCAAUUGGGGACGGAUACGCCGCCUGCCCGUUGUCGUUUGUUUUUUUCCUUUUCCUUUUCUGCGAACCCGAAGCUUUCAGCCAAGGUACCAGGCUGGUUCCCUCUCGCCUGGCUCGCCUGGUUCAGCUCCCAUCCCAUUCCCUUGGGACCGAUCAUCAUUUGCUCAUUGCGCCAAAAGCCCGCACCCAUUUUUUCUUCUUCUCCAUGCGACUCUCCAAACCCACCACCAAACACCAACACCCACCACUGUCACCAGAAGUUGCGACCACACUCGAAAACGCCCACGAUUCCACGAUCCCCAGACCCGAGACGAACGAAUAGACGAGUAUACGAGGACCAGGAACCGGAAAAGGGAUCGGCAGUUAUCCACGGAUCCCUUGCAUUCCGUGUCCAACUCGAAGACUGUGAGGCGGGAGAAAUCCGACAACAAGCAAAGCGAAGCAGCCAUAGCCGAACUCAGCCCGCCGGGUGCCCGCACGCGACAACCUCGUUUUCCCUCCCACUCUGUCUGCAAAAGCCCGCCACGCCCAAUCUUUUGCGCAAACGCUCGAAAGCACCACAUCCGACCAGUAUCCUCCACCCCCGGUGUCAAAUGAUCUGCGAACCCUCGUCUUCUGCGUAACCUUUGAGGUCCAAUGGGAGCCGCUACCCCAUUGUGCUGAUUCCGAGCCCGCCCUCCACCACCACCACCACCACCACCGCUACUACUGCCACCACCGCCACCACCCAUAACCGCUGCCGUUCCGCGUCCCGGGCCUCUCGCCAUGCCAGAGAACGGCAAGGACGUAAAGUCUGAAUCGCAAGACGAAAAGGAAAAGCGCGACAAGACUGAGAACAAUGGCGGUCAUGUUCAUCCGGCCAAGAGCCCCAAGAAACGCCGCAAGGUCAACCACGGUACGUUUAGCCCACGUCCCGCUGCGCCGUGGCCGCGAGCUCCCUCGAGACAGCUGUUACAGCUGCAACAGCAACCCUCUCGGUGCCUCACCCCGCGCAGAAGCACCAGCUAACGUCAUGUGCCCUC
This is a messenger RNA of Colletotrichum godetiae, 1191 nucleotides long. RefSeq lists its product as uncharacterized. Bases 116 to 766 code for a protein of 216 amino acids. The record is from RefSeq and is a predicted model, not a curated record. Lineage: Eukaryota; Fungi; Ascomycota; Sordariomycetes; Glomerellales; Glomerellaceae. The transcript has a single exon.